Molecule: messenger RNA, 1505 nt
Organism: Cucurbitaria berberidis CBS 394.84
Lineage: Eukaryota; Fungi; Ascomycota; Dothideomycetes; Pleosporales; Cucurbitariaceae
Product: alpha/beta-hydrolase
Exons: 1
Coding region: 169-1197 (342 amino acids)
Source: RefSeq, a predicted model, not a curated record
UAAGAUAUUAUGCCGGAGGCUUCGCUCUAAAAGUCGUGAUAAUUGGUCACUUUGAGGACUACCAGGCAUUUGUAAGCGCGCUUACGCUUAUUUACUCUUUCCUCACCAUAAGAGCCAGCCGCAUCACGAGCAGCCGCAUCUCCAUCCGAAUUAAGUUUCCAUACAACAAUGUCUCCUAGAUUAGACAAUCUCGUUCUGCCGCGCCCAAAAGCACCAAUUCCUGGCCCGGCUGAGGCCAUCUUUACGAAGGUGUUUGGCAGACUCCUCCCGCCUGCCAAGUAUCUAAACACAGUCAACGGAAGAGCCGCAUACUAUGAGGUACUCCCUUCCCACCACUCUGCCCCUGGAGAUCUAGAUGAGCUUCACAGCUUUUCUUCGCUCUCUCUCGCGCCCGGAGACAGCUCGCAUACACCCGAUCGUGUCCUUUUCAUUCACGGCGUUCAAACUCCAGCUCUGGGCAUGCUACCACUCGCACGCGCCCUGCAUGCAAAGUUUCCAGGCGCCCAUUUGGUACUGGUCGACCUCUGGGGUCACGGGCUAAGCGACACGCCUGUUCUCCCACAUGACCCGAAUUUGUUCCAUCAAUUGCUAGAUGCUCUACUAGAUCGAUUGGAAUGGCCUUCCGCUCACCUCGUAGGAUACUCCUUCGGUGGCGCAUUGACAGUAGGCUAUGUAGUCUCGCGGUCAAAACGGGUACAAAGCUUCACCCUUGUUGCACCAGCUGGACUCAUUCGCUCUUCGAAAUUCACGGCCGAGGAACAGGGACACUUGCGCGGCGAUGACGAAGCCGCAGCACGGGAAUGGGUCUUGGAGUUUCUCGAGGGCGGGGAUUUGGUCGUGCCUGCGGAUUGGAGAGAAAGAGUCGGGAGGGGCGAGAUUGUUGCUGAGGCUGUCCGGGAUUGGCAGAUGCGUGAGCAUUCUGGACAUGCGGCAACUGUUGUUGCAGUGUUUAGAGACGGGGGUGUCAUGGACAAGGAUGCCGAGUUCGUCAGAGCGGCGCGUACUGGCAUUCCAUCACUUGUGGUCCUAGGUGCAAAGGAUGAUUUGUGUAGCGAAGAAGAGCUCAAAGAACUUGGAUUCGCAAAUGUCGCUGUUGUUCCAGAAGUCGGACAUGGUGUAGUAAGAGAAAGAGCGCCACAAGUCGCAGCGUUCAUCAGUGACUUCUGGAUGGGAUUAAACAAGUCCAACAGCGGCUGAAAUCUGCGUUGAUAGUAGACGACGCCUUUGAUUAUGCAGCUCCCCUCCCUACCCUAAUUUUUCUGCGCCCAUCCGUCUUAUGUUGUACUAGAUCCUCAACUAGAUCUCUUCCUCCGUUCACUAGCUCAAAACGCCUUCCAUCUACCUUCUCAAUAGCGAUUUCGCCUCUUGAUGAGCUGGACUUUGUUGCGCUCGUUGCGGUUAUAAUGCUAUUGAGCUUCACAUCAUCAGGACCUUUUGCAUCCGUUUGGCCACAAUUCCCGCGCUGCCGUACAAAGCCUUGCGUAUUGUAAGAAACGGUGGGUGAC